UACAACAAUGUUCUCUGGUCAACUGGUGUCUACGUGAAAGAUUUGGGAGAGAUAAGGUCAGAGCAUCGGGUCUUUGUCCUAAAAGCUGGAAGAAAAGGUUCCUAAAAGGCGUCUCCAACUGCACCAGACUUUCUUCCUCACAUUCCGGCCAAAAGAGGAAUGUAUGAUGGGGUUAUAUAUUACAUGGGUUGGACUGGUAGGUAUAAUUUAGUGCUUGUGAGCUUCCACAUUAGAUCCAGAGACUUCAAAAUGAUCCAAGUACCUCGUAGGGACGGAGAUGAAGUGCUUCUAAGGAUGAAGAAUGUGAGUCUUAUAGAGUAUGGUGGUAAAGUAACUAUCAUUGACCAAACCAAUCUUAGGGAAAAGGGUAUGCUUGAUUUAUGGGCUGUGGAAGAUGCUGGGAACAAGAACAGCUGGUCAAGGAAAACUUGCAUGGUUUUGCAGUCUUCGCAGCUACAUUUGGUUAUUAAUAACAUAACUAUAUACAACAUGAAAGGUACAACUCACGAUAACAAGGUUUUCUUUAUACCAGAGGAUAUGUUUUCUCCCUUUCACAUUCUCUCUUAUGACCUUGGAAGCAAUGAUAUGACAAAGAUCGAAAUAAAAGGAAUACCGGACCACUGGUUUAGUACUGAUAAAUCAACCGUUAGCGUGAUGUUGAUGGAUCAGAGUGAGAGUCUCGUGUACUUGGAGACUUGAAUUAGACGUUGCUUUCUACCUCUCUAAUGCAUUUUUGUUAAUUUUGUUUUGUGUGUUAGACUAAAUACACUUAUGUUAUUAUUAAUUGCUGGUUUUAUAUGAUAUUUUAUAGAGUUUAA
This is a messenger RNA of Brassica napus (rape), 818 nucleotides long. Its product is annotated as F-box/LRR-repeat protein At2g40920. NCBI's taxonomy places the organism in Eukaryota, Viridiplantae, Streptophyta, Magnoliopsida, Brassicales, Brassicaceae. The record is from RefSeq and is a predicted model, not a curated record.